GGCCGCGCCCCCUUGUCAAGCCAGAGCCAUGCUGGGCAGGUCCGGCUACCGGGCGCUGCCGCUGGGGGAUUUUGACCGUUUCCAGCAGUCGAGCUUCGGCUUUCUGGGCUCACAGAAAGGCUGCUGGUCACCGGAGCGGGGCGGCGUGGGGCCGGGAGCUGAGGUGCCCCAGAGCUGGCCCUCCUGCCUCUGCCACGGCCUGGUCAGCCUGCUGGGCUUCCUCCUGCUGCUGUUUACCUUUCCCAUCUCCGGCUGGUUUGCCCUGAAGAUUGUGCCCACCUAUGAGCGCAUGGUUGUUUUCCGGCUGGGCCGGCUCCGCACGCCCCAGGGACCGGGCAUGGUCCUGCUGCUGCCCUUCAUCGACUCCUUCCAGAGGGUGGACCUGCGCACCCGAGCCUUCAGCGUCCCUCCCUGCAAGCUGGCUUCCAAGGACGGGGCCCUGCUGUCCGUGGGCUCCGACGUGCAGUUCCACAUUCGGGACCCAGUGUUGUCGGUGAUGACCGUGAGGGACCUCAACACAGCCACCCGCAUGACAGCCCAGAGCGCCAUGACCAAGGCCCUGCUCAAGCGGCCGCUGCGGGAGAUCCAAACGGAGAAGCUCAAGAUCAGUGACCAGCUCCUGCUGGAAAUGAACGACGUGACCAGAGCCUGGGGGCUGGAGGUAGACCGUGUGGAGCUGGCAGUGGAGUCAGUGCUCCAGCCGCCACAGGACAGCCCAGCCGGGCCCAGCCUAGACAGCACCCUCCAGCAGCUGGCCUUGCACAUCCUGGGGGCAGGCACCCCUCCCCCGGGGCCAGAAGACACCCUGGAGAUGGUGAGUGAAGUGGAACCGCCUGCCCCGCAGGCCCCGCAGGCCCCGCAGGCCCCCAGCUCCAGCCCCAGCCCCAAGCUGCCCGUGGCUGAGGGGUUGCUGGCUGCCCUGCAGCCCUUCCUGUCCGAGGCCCUGGUCAGCCAGGUCGGCGCCUGCUACCAGUUCAACAUCGGCCUGCCGGGUGGCACCCAGAGCAUCUACUUCCUCGACCUUAGCACAGGCCCAGGGAAGGUGGGGCGCGGUGUGCCCGAUGGUGUGCCCGACGUGGUGGUGGAGAUCACUGAGGCAGAUCUGCGGGCCCUCUUGUGCAGGGAGUUACGGCCCCUGGGGGCUUACAUGAGUGGGCGGCUGAAGGUGAAGGGUGACCUGGCGGUGGCCAUGAAACUGGAGGCCGUGCUCAGGGCCCUCAAGUAGCAGCCCCAGCCACUGAGACCUGCAGCCCAGGCCCUGGGUCUGGAUGCAAGCCACGGGGGCCUCCAGGAGGAGACGGCAUCUGCCAAUCGUUCUGCACCUUGGAGAGGCGACCGCCAGGAACUCUGAGCCCAGCCCGCCCACCUCACCAGCCUCCAGUGGUUCUCAGGGCCAGCUCUUGUCCUGCAGGACCUGGGAGGUGAGCCACGCCCACCCGCUGGCCACCUGACCGGACAGGUGGGAGGCACAGUACGUAGCCUGAUGGCAACUGUCCCUGUGUGGGCAUCUGAGACACAGGGCUAAGGCCCCGAACUCUGAGGGGCCCCAGGGGACCCCAGCUGGGGGUGGGUACGGGACAGAGUGGACACCCCGACGCCUCUUCCAGCGCUGUUUUGCAUGCCCAACAAGCUGGCCAGGGCAGCAUGUAGGAAGGCCCUGUGUUCCUGUGGAAACCUUGGAUAAAUAAAUGUGGUCUGUACGACAUGUGGCCAAGGAGGGAGGAGGAGGAAGGGAGAGUGGGCUUGGGGGCAUGUUCAGAAGAGGGUCUGGGGCCAGGAGCAGCUUCACACCUGCCCAGCCCAGGCAGGCCAGGAGAGGGGCUGGGAACACGCACCAGGUGAAGAACAGCUCUUGCUUCCCAGAGUCGGGAAUGCCAAAACCGCAGUGAGCCGUUCCCUUUCCUCCUGUGAGGGACAGCUGGCGCCGGGGCUCCCUAGGGAAGAGUUCUGAAUUUUGUACAAGCCACAUUGGCCAUGAAUGAU
Molecule: messenger RNA, 1983 nt
Organism: Ochotona curzoniae (black-lipped pika)
Lineage: Eukaryota; Metazoa; Chordata; Mammalia; Lagomorpha; Ochotonidae
Gene: STOML1
Product: stomatin like 1
Exons: 7
Coding region: 29-1225 (398 amino acids)
Cellular component (GO): plasma membrane
Source: RefSeq, a predicted model, not a curated record